UUCUUUUUAACACAAAAUCUUCAAGAAUUUGAAAAUACUCAAGCUGGCAUGAAUUGUUUGUGUAAUUGUAGUUCUGUUACUGUUAUUCAUGAUUUAGAUAUUGAUACGUUCUCUACAAUCUACACAUUGAUAG
Messenger RNA from Dentiscutata erythropus, 133 nucleotides. NCBI's taxonomy places the organism in Eukaryota, Fungi, Glomeromycota, Glomeromycetes, Diversisporales, Gigasporaceae. The record is from the annotation of a GenBank genome assembly.